This is a messenger RNA of Talaromyces atroroseus, 2889 nucleotides long. RefSeq lists its product as hypothetical. Gene Ontology annotation, molecular function: small GTPase binding; nuclear export signal receptor activity. The record is from RefSeq and is a predicted model, not a curated record. Gene Ontology annotation, biological process: protein export from nucleus; protein import into nucleus. The transcript has 8 exons. Gene Ontology annotation, cellular component: cytosol; nuclear envelope. The coding region runs from base 1 to 2889 and encodes 962 amino acids. NCBI's taxonomy places the organism in Eukaryota, Fungi, Ascomycota, Eurotiomycetes, Eurotiales, Trichocomaceae.
AUGGCAAAUAACCUGGGAGCUGUUGCUCAGCUGUUGGAGGCCAGCUUGGAUCCCAGGCAGAACAAGCAAGCCGAACUCGCACUCCGCCAAGAAGAAAAAAAGCCAGGGUUUUCAUUAUUCCUUCUCCAGAUCACAGCCUCCGCAGACUAUCCAUACAACACCCGGCUCGCAAGUGCUCUAUGUUUUAAGAAUUUGAUUCGGAGAAGCUGGGUUGAUGAGGAUGGAAACCACAAGCUACCACAAGAUGAGGUUGUCACAAUCAAGCGGGAGUUGAUCAAUUUGAUGAUCAAUGUCCCUGGCGGCAUCCAGACUCAACUCGGAGAAGCAGUCAGUGUGAUUGCGGACAGCGACUUCUGGGAGCGAUGGGAUACACUCGUGGCUGAUUUGGUGUCAAGAUUAGACCCUAAGAAUCCGGUCGUCAACAACGGAGUCCUCACCGUAGCACACUCAAUUUUUCGGCGAUGGCGCCCUCUCUUCCGAUCAGACGAUCUGUUCACCGAGAUUAACCAUGUGCUGAACACUUUUGCCACACCAUACUUAGCAUUGUUUGAGGGGCUGGACUCAUUUAUCGAGGAGAAUAAAUCCAACAAAGAAGCUUUAUCCCAGGGAUUCACUCAGCUCAAUCUCAUGAUCAAACUCUUGUAUGACUUGAAUUGUCAAGAUCUAGCGCCAAUGGUUGAGAACAAUGACCAAUCUAUUGCCAACCUGCUUCUGAAAUAUCUACUUUAUGACAACCAAUUACUUCAUACGGACGACGAGAGCGAAGCGGGACCUUUGGAAUUUGUCAAAGCCGGCAUCUUUGAAGCGUUAACCCUAUUUGUCCAAAAGUAUAGUGACGUCUUUGAGCGCUAUGUCGGGCAGUUUGUGGAGAAUUCUUGGAACUUAUUGACUACUGUCGGCCAAGAGACAAAAUAUGACAUCUUGAUCAGCAAGGCACUCCAGUUUCUGACAUCGACUACAAGUAUGCCCGAGCAUGCCAAGAUCUUCCAGGACCAAGGGACUCUUAGUCAAGUCAUUGAAAAGGUAAUCUUGCCAAAUAUUGCGCUGCGGGAGUCGGAUGAAGAGCUCUUCGAGGAUGAGCCCAUUGAGUUUAUCCGUCGUGAUUUGGAGGGCUCGGACAGCGACACAAGACGUCGUGCAGCGACGGAUUUUGUACGACAAUUGGCAAACAAGUUUGAGGAGUCGGUCACCAGUGUGGUCUCUCAGUACACUGACCAUUACCUUGGAGAGUACGCCAAAAAUCCCGCAUCAAACUGGAAGUCAAAGGACACUGCGACAUAUCUGUUCUCUGCGAUCGCCGCCAAAGGUGCAGCAACCGCUUCCCAUGGCAUUACGACAGUCAAUAAACUCGUGGAUAUUGCGGAUUUCUUCCAAAAGCAUCUUGCAGCUGACUUGGUGGCCGAUGGUGGAGUGCACCCAAUUUUGAAAGUUGACGCUAUAAAAUAUCUCUAUUUGUUCCGGAGCAUCAUAACGCCGCAGCAGUGGCAAGAAGUAUUUCCUCUGCUUGUUAAGCACUUGGGCUCUGAUAAUUACGUGGUGUACACGUACGCAGCUAUUGCCGUUGAGCGAGUGCUUGCUUUCCAUGACUCCGCCGGACAGCCUAUAAUCUCACCGGCCAACAUCACACCUUUGGCGAAGGAGCUGUUGGAGCAUCUAUUCCACCUCGUUGAAAAGGAACCGUCGCCAGCGAAGGUGCAAGAGAACGAAUUUUUGAUGAAAUGUGUCAUGAGGGUUUUGAUUGUCAUCAAAGAAGGUGUUGUUCCACAUACGGAUGCGGUCCUAGAGCACCUUGUCAAAAUCACGAGAAUCAUCAGUGCUAAUCCUAGCAAUCCGCGUUUCUAUUAUUAUCAUUUUGAGUCGAUUGGUGCCUUUAUUAGAUUUUCUGCUCCUGCCAAUCCCGAGAAAUUGGAGCAAAGUCUCUAUUCACCCUUUGCUGAGGUACUUCAGGCGGAUGUUCAAGAAUUUAUGCCUUACGUCUUUCAACUCUUUGCUGCACUUCUCGAGGCGAACCCAUCGGCAACCUUGCCAGAAUACUAUCAAAGCCUGAUUGCGCCUAUCCUCAUGCCGGUUAUGUGGGAGUCCAAGGGCAAUGUUCCUGCAUUGGUUCGAUUACUAUCUGCCAUCAUUCCGCGCGGCGCACAGUUUAUUUUGCAAAACAACCAGGUCGAGCCCAUACUGGGAAUUUUUCAAAAGUUGCUCUCGACCAAAGCCAACGAGAGCCACGGAUUCGAUCUUUUGGAAAGUGUUAUUGGAAGUUUUCCAUCCAACACUCUGGAGCAGUAUUUUGUUUCCAUCAUGCAGAUUAUCUUGACACGUCUGCAACACUCCAAGACCGAAACUCUUCAACUGCGAUUCGUUCGCUUCUACCACUUUGUUUCGGCUCGGGAUGACCAAGGCUACAGUGCUGACUUUUUUAUCCAAGUCACGGACAAAGUUCAAGCUGAGCUAUUUACACCCAUCUAUCUCAAUGUCAUCCUGCCUGAAUCCCAGAAACUAGCUAGGCCGUUGGACCGCAAGACAGCGGUUGUUUCCUUCACAAAAACGCUGGCAAACUCGGAAGCUUUCGCACAACGGUACAAGAAAGGUUGGGGCUUCACAUGUGAAGCUCUGCUCAAAUUGUUGGAGCUGCCGCCUCUGCCGACUACACGAGACGAUGUGAUCACAGAACACGACGUCGACGACAUGGCAUUUGGAGUGGGAUUUACGCAACUGAACACAGUUCGGCCGCGCCAAAAAGAUCCGUGGCCAGAUACCGGGGCCGACCUCAAAGUGUGGGCAGGAAAGUAUUUGAAGGAGGCCAACUCGAAGCAGGGUGGUCGGGUUAAUGGGUUCAUUCAAGAACGACUGUCGCCUGAACUGCAAAAGAUCCUUGCUGGUUACAUGGCGUAG